This is a messenger RNA of Triplophysa dalaica, 1416 nucleotides long. RefSeq names its product mitochondrial ribosomal protein S30 (gene mrps30). NCBI's taxonomy places the organism in Eukaryota, Metazoa, Chordata, Actinopteri, Cypriniformes, Nemacheilidae. Gene Ontology annotation, cellular component: mitochondrial large ribosomal subunit; mitochondrion; ribosome. The record is from RefSeq and is a predicted model, not a curated record. Gene Ontology annotation, biological process: translation. The transcript has 6 exons. Gene Ontology annotation, molecular function: structural constituent of ribosome. Bases 124 to 1359 code for a protein of 411 amino acids.
AGGAGCCUAACCAUGUGCAGAAGGCAGCUGUCACCAUCAUUGGAGAGCAAGGUGAUGGCAGUAGAGAAUUCACACACCGAUGCAGAACCACACACACAUCACACAUGAUCACGUGGGAUAAACAUGGCGUCCUGCUGCAGGUUGUCCUUGCAUCCUUUUCUGUGCCGCAAACCAGCACGUCUCGCCUUCAGCAGAAACGUCCAGGUUAUAGCCUCGACAGCAGAGAGUUUAUAUCCACCGAUUCUGCCAUCACGGACCGCGAAAAGCAAGUCGGCGAAGCGACGUGUCGUGUCGGAGUUCUUCGAGCAGCUGCGCGCGUGCACGGCGCAGGAGAAGAUCAGGGCGCUCACCCGCAUACAGCGCGAGAAGUACGUGAUUUAUCCGCAGACGUUUGCUCUGAAUGCGGACAGGUGGUAUCAACACUACACCAAAACCGCUUAUGUCAGCGGCCUGCCCGAAAAAAACAUCGAUAUCGAUGAAUCCGUGUUCUCUGAGCUGCGGUCCUCAGUGUGUAACUCCAUCUUACAAGAGCACUGGUACAUGAAGAAAGGGAGAACAUUUGCGCACAAAGAGCAAGAGCAUUCGGUUGCCCCCUGUUUAAGGAACAUAGUGUGUGCUCUUAAAAAUGUUUUGGCCAAAGAAAACCCCGUGCUUGGCCUGUCCAGUUUAGAUUUUGACCCUCAGGUCAACUUUUACUGGUUAAGGGGUGAAAGAACUAUUCCGAGGGGACACCGGAGUGGACGGGUCGAGCCCAUGAGGUUUCAGAUCGAUGACAAACCUCACAGUCAGAUAAGAAUCCCUCAACAACUACCUGAGUUUGUUCCUCUUGAGGCAGACAUCUCCACUGAAGUUCCUGUCGUUCAAUCAGCUCCGGAGCUGCUCCCAUUGUUCAGGAGACAGUAUGACAACAACAUCUUCAUAGGUAGCAAACUGGAAGAUCCCUGCUGCUAUGGUCACACACAGUUUCACAUGGUUCCCGAUCGGUUCCGUAGGGACAAAAUGAGCAAGAGGGGUCUUUCUGACCAGGUCGAGGUGACGCUGAGAGCUAACGGUAUUGGUAGCCUGUUCGCGUGGACGGGGGCACAGGCUAUGUAUCAAGGUUUUUGGAGUGAGGAAGACGUGAGCAGGCCUUUCGUGUCUCAGGCAGUCAUUACAGACGGACAGUACUUCUCGUUUUUCUGCUAUCAGCUCAAUACUCUGGCUUUGACACAGAGAUCUGAAGACAGCAAUGUCAGAAAGAACCUGUGCUGGGGAACUGAAAGCAUGCGCUUGUAUGAGAGCGUCACAGAUGGGGAUGUAGUCGGCUGGAAUGAUGCUGUUCUCAGGCUGCUUGUUCAGUUUUUAUUGAACAAGCCUUGACUUUGAAAGUGUAAAAGACGCUCUUGUUUGUUCUAAGUUUAAUAAACGUAAUAUAUG